CUUUAAAUGGUCGUGAGUGGGCGCCGAUGCAGGAACCCCGCUGGACUGGCAAUGACUCCCAGUUCUGACAAUUUUUUGUGGUGUGAGCCAGGGUCUUGUAAGUACCGAGAAACUGGGAAGGAGUCACUGCCUACCUCUAUUAAGUGACAGCACCCUCCUCUCCUUCUGCGGUUGCCCCUUUCCUGUUUCCCACCAUAUCCUCGCCCCGCUGGCAGCUUGGCAAAGCACCAUGGAGACGACGCUGCCGCUGCCCUUCGUCGUCAGUGUCAAUGUCCCUCCUGGACUCGGGGGUGAAAAGGAGGGGCUCAACCGCGAGGAAGUUUCGUGUCUUGGUUGCGUCUUCUUGAAUGUUGCUCCCCAGACCCUCGACAAGAUCCUGCGCUUCCUCGGGCGCCACAACUCCGAGUUCCAGUCCUUCUUCGACGUGACGCGCCUCGAGUCCCGCGACGACGUUGUCUCGCUUCUCGACGCCGGUGCCCGCAAGGUCUUCGUCCGCCCCGAGCAACUGCCCGACCUUGCCGAGUUCGGCUCCCGAGUCGCCCCCGCCGUGAGCGGCAGCAGCGCUGGUCAACUGGCCUCCGCAGGCCAGCAUGGACUGCUCGUGUCCGACUUCGACCAGAUAGCUGCCGAGGCUGCGCAGUUCAUCCAAGAGAGCCAGGCGAAGAAGUUCAAGCACUUGUUCCUUCGGCCGGUCCCGGGCACCGACUUGCAGAGCUUCAUCGGCAUUGCGGCGCAGUGCAAUGCCAUACCCAUCCUGCCCUCGACCGGGUUGGCGAGCAAAGACCAAGCUGGAAAGCUGGCGGUGCCCAAGAUCCUCGCCGCUGCCUGGCAUUCUGACCGACCGGACGGCCUGAUUCCCACAGUCGUCGUUGACGAACACGACACAGCUUUGGGCCUGGUGUACAGUAGCGAGGAGAGCGUUGGAGAGGCGCUGAGGACCCAGACGGGCGUUUACCAAAGCCGGAAACGCGGCCUGUGGUACAAGGGGGCCACAUCUGGCGAUACGCAGGAGCUGGUCCGGAUAGCGCUGGACUGCGACAACGACGCGCUCAAGUUUGUCGUCAGGCAAAAGGGGCGCUUCUGCCACCUGGAACAGUCGGGCUGCUUCGGGGAUCUCAAGGGCAUCGCCAAGCUGGAGAAGACCCUUUUGUCAAGGAAACAGUCGGCGCCGGCCGGUUCGUACACGGCUCGCCUCUUCUCGGACGAGAAGCUUCUGCGGGCCAAGAUCAUGGAGGAGGCUGAGGAGCUCUGCGACGCGAAGUCGCCUGAAGAGGUUGCAUUUGAGGCCGCGGACCUGAUCUACUUUGCCCUCACCAGGGCCGUGGGCGCUGGCGUGACGCUGGCCGAUAUCGAGAAGAACCUCGAUGCCAAGAGCUUCAAGGUCAAGCGCAGGACAGGUGACGCCAAAGGGAAGUGGGCUGAAAAGGAGGGUAUCAAACCUGCUGCAAGUGCGCCCCCGUCGGCCCCAGAAGUCAAGGAGACGCCCAAGGAGGCUGCUUCGGAUAAGAUCACCAUGAAGGUCUACGACAUGGCCAACGUCUCGGCUGAGGAGCUCGACGAGGCCCUGAAACGGCCGUCGCAGAAGUCCUCCGAGACCAUCAUGAAGAUCAUUACGCCCAUCAUUGACGACGUGCGGAAGAACGGGGACAAAGCUGUGCUCGCCUACACUCACAAGUUCGAGAAGGCGACGUCGUUGACAUCCCCAGUUCUCAAGGCGCCGUUCCCCGAAGAGCUCAUGCAGCUGCCGGCCGAGACAAUCAAGGCGAUCGAUGUGUCAUUCGAAAACAUCCGGAAGUUCCACGCGGCCCAGAAAGAGGAGAAGCCCCUGAGGGUCGAGACGAUGCCUGGCGUCGUCUGCAGCCGCUUCUCGCGGCCGAUUGAGGCGGUCGGUCUCUACGUCCCCGGCGGCACCGCCGUGCUCCCGAGCACAGCGCUCAUGCUUGGUGUCCCGGCCAUGGUCGCGGGCUGCAAGAAGAUCGUCCUCGCGUCACCGCCACGGCCAGAUGGCACCGUCACGCCCGAGAUCGUCUACGUCGCGCACAAGGUCGGCGCCGAGUCGAUCGUGCUGGCUGGCGGCGCCCAAGCGGUUGCCGCCAUGGCAUAUGGCACCGAGAGCGUAAGCAAGGUGGACAAGAUCCUCGGCCCCGGUAACCAGUUCGUCACGGCGGCCAAGAUGUUCGUCAGCAACGACACCAACGCCGGUGUCAGCAUCGACAUGCCAGCGGGGCCGUCCGAGGUUCUCGUGGUCGCCGACAAGGACGCGAACCCGGCGUUCGUCGCUUCGGAUCUCCUGUCCCAGGCCGAGCACGGCGUCGACAGCCAGGUGGUGCUGAUCGCUGUGGAUCUCAGCGACGCGCAGCUGGCGGCCAUCGAGGACGAGCUGCACCGGCAGGCGAUGGAGCUUCCGCGGGUGGAUAUCGUGCGCGGCUCCAUAGCCCACUCGGUCACGGUGCGCGUCAAGACGGUGGACGAGGCGAUGGCGAUCAGCAACAAGUACGCGCCCGAGCAUCUGAUCCUCCAGCUCAAGGAUGCCGAGAAGGUGGUGGACAAGGUCAUGAACGCCGGCAGCGUCUUCAUCGGCGAAUGGACCCCGGAAAGCGUCGGCGACUACUCUGCCGGCGUCAAUCACUCGCUGCCUACCUACGGCUUUGCCAAGCAGUACUCGGGCGUCAACCUCGCGUCCUUUGUCAAGCACAUCACCAGCUCGAACCUGACGGCCGAGGGUCUCCGGAAUGUUGGCGAGGCGGUGAUGCGGCUGGCCAAGGUGGAGGAACUCGAGGCUCACCGGAGAGCCGUCAGCAUCCGGCUGGAACACAUGAACCGGUGAUUCCAGCGUUGGAUUCCUUUCUUUCUAGUACCCGUGUAGAUAGCAUCUUGGUUGAAAAUCGGACAUCAAGCUUCCAUUUGUCAUGUUCAAGCCGUCGACCAUCGACCUCGGGCCUAUUUUUAUCUCGUGGAUUUGCGCACUGUACUGU
Molecule: messenger RNA, 2975 nt
Organism: Thermothielavioides terrestris NRRL 8126
Lineage: Eukaryota; Fungi; Ascomycota; Sordariomycetes; Sordariales; Chaetomiaceae
Exons: 2
Coding region: 230-2827 (865 amino acids)
Biological process (GO): L-histidine biosynthetic process
Cellular component (GO): cytoplasm
Molecular function (GO): histidinol dehydrogenase activity; NAD binding; metal ion binding
Source: RefSeq, a predicted model, not a curated record